AUGGCGGAGAAUGUACGGUCGCCUUUUGACUACCGGGAGCCACCGACCCUCGACAGCGACGGGGAUGGGAGCAAACCGCCGCCGCCACGGGGGAGAGUCUGUGGGAGAAAAAGGAAGGGGACACCUGUCAAGGUGUGUGACCGAGCGUAUGUAACAGAAGAUGAGGAGGAGGAGAGUAUGUCAGAGCACAGCUACAGCCCUGGUGAUGGCCAGUACCCAGAGGGUGCAGAGGACCGCCUCCCUCCACCUGGCAGUCCCUACUACCUGCCUGAUCCCACUCAGCUUUGUGUGCCAGAGAUGGGGGAGGAGGGAGCGAGUGGUGUUCGGGGACCUGUCCUCUUCCAUCCGCCGCCCAACUGCCGGAUUCGAGAAGUCCACUGUGGGACACAGGUGCGGUUGGUUGUCAUAGCAAUCCGAGACAUCGCCAAAGGGGAGGAGAUCACCGUGGACUACAGCCUGACGGACUGGGGCGAGAAUGCAAUGGAGGAAGAGGCCGGCCCCCAUCCACUGUCUCUCUCUGUUUCCGAUUAUCUUACCCCCUCUUGGUCAUUAUCACCCUCAUCCUCCCCACUCACCCACUCUGAGCCCAGUGACUCAGACCGUGAGGAGGAUGAAGAGGAGGAAGACGACGAUGAUGAUGACGACGACGAUGAAGAAGAGGAAAUUGAGGAGAUAAGGGGCCGAAUGCUUCGCCGACGCAAGAAGCGCAAGCUAGAGGACCAAAACAACUGGGGGGGCGGGGGGUUUCCCCCCCCCCCUGCCAGAUCCCAGUCCCAGCCCCCAGGCAGUGGCCUAGCACCCCCAACCACCAACAUUAACAACAAUAUUAACAUAAACAUUGGCAGCUCCAGUGGUGCCACAGUGAGCCGGCGGCAGCACUGCCCCUACUGCGGCCGCCACUAUCGGUCUUUGGCACGCCACCUUGAGAAGCACCACGCCAACCAGCCAGAGGUCAGAACAGCCAUGGAGCUGGCACACCUGCAAACGCACAGCUCUUCAAACGGCAGCGCCUCACACCCUCACCCCUCAUCGUCCUCCACCACUCACAGCCAUUCCUUUGCUGUCCCUCAGGCCUCGGCCUCCAACCCUGCUCCCCCCCCUCUCUUCUCCAGGGAGAGGGAAUCGCCAGCUACACGCUCAACCACUGGUGGCGUCUCGUUCUCCCUUUCGCUUUCGCCACCUUCUUCUGCUGCGCCUGCAGCCACCAAGAAGGGGCCUAGCUUACCACCGCCUAGCACAAAACGCCCCGCACCCCCGAUGGUGUCACGAGUUAAGAGUCCGUCACCACCUCCCCCAUCUACUCCCAGAAGGGGUCGGAGGAUGAAGAGAGAAAAGCAUGAAGAGCAGCAAAAGGUGGAGGUGGAAAGCUCGAGAAGUCAAGAAGAGCUGGUUCCACCUCCUACUCCUGAGCCAGACAUAGAUCCAGAUGAAGAUCUAGAGCUGAGUGGAGAAGAAUACGCACCAGAGGAGAAGAAUGGAGAGAUUGUAAGCAUACAGAGACAUCACAUGUCUCCGCUGCUCUCUUCCCUCUCCUGUUUGGUCCUCUACCUCCGCCGCCAGCAACACUCCUCUUUCCUUUCUCUAACCCGUUCUCCUCACUCUGCCGAGGCCUGGCGUCUGCUCUGCCAUUCCAGCCUCUCCCUUCUCAUCCUCUACAACCGCCACCGGGAAUGUGAGGUGGCCAAGCUCACUGUCCAGGACUACCGCAACCGUAUCAACCCUCUGGUCAGCUCCAGCAACAGCCCCCCCUCUAGCAUGGAAGCCCCCCUGUCCCCCUUUGAGCGCCAGGUCCUCUGUAACCUUCCGCGGGCUAGUGUUUUGGGCAAGCGUGGUCGCAUCCAGCCACUUAUUCUCCCGCCACACUGUGAGUCCUGCCUGGAUCUACUCCUUCACACCAGCUCCAAUGUGGGCGUGGACCCAGAGAGUCCCUAUGUCUUCUCCCGGCCCUACCACUCUCCUGCCACACCGCUCCGGGGCACGGACCUUCUGAGAAACCUGGCACGAUCCAGCGGGGCCAAGAACCCUGGUGCAUUGACAGCGACGCGUGUGCGCCGGCAGGUAGCAAUACUUACUCAACUGCUACUUUUAGAGGAGGGUGAGGUCCAGGGUGGAGCCACCAAAAGGCUGGAGGAGUUCCUGGAACGAGAGUACCAUGUGACCCAGAACUGCUCCACUAUCAUACGGGAUCCAGCACUGAUGGGUCGUGUGGGUCGUGUUGUUCUUUAUGGAGAGAAGGAGGGCGUGCUUUUCCGAGGGAUGAGCCUCCAGCACAUCUGUCUCGAGUUGGAUGUAAUGUCUGGCAACUCAGCAGACUCCUUCUCAGAAGAUUCAGAGGCAGAGGAAAAAAAGGAAGAAGUUAAGGAGAAAGCCGAGGUGAUUGUGAAGAAGAAAGGACCAGGGCGACCGCCACGGAAGAAGAGAGCACCCAUUUCCUCUCCAGGCAACACGUCAAUAGCCAAUGUGCAUAAGAGAAGAUGCAUUCCUCCCAAAUCAGGGAAGCGUGGUGUGCUGAAGCGUCCGUGGUCAGAAGCUGAGCGUGUAGCAGUGGAGACUCACCUAAAGAGAAACCUCAUGGAGCUGCGAGUCCCUGCGAAAGCGGACUGUGAGCGCUGCCUCGAACUCUGCCCUCUGCUGGUGAGCAACCAGCGAGACUGGAGGGCUAUCAAGUUUUACGUCCACAACCGCAUCCAGCUGCUGAAGAAGCAGGGGAGGAGGGAAAGUGCUGCCUCCGUCUGCUAGGGCCAAACACAGACAGAGGCAGAGGACACAUACCAUAAUGUAUAAACCACCAGCAAUCAUAAUGAAGAGAAAAGGUGGAGUCAUAAGUGAGUAGUGUAAUAAAACUGACUAAGCUAAGAAAACAGAUGGGUUGCUCCAGUUAAGGAUCAUUCGUACUCCUAGUGUUGGGGAUACCCAGUGUCUGUUCGAGAUGUACUUUUUAACCGGUUGGACAAGAUGUACGUUAAAGUGUGAAUAUGAGUUCAAACACAGUGAAUGGUUUUUUUUAAAGAUUUAUUUUUUAUGUCAUCCUUUUAUUAAAUAGUUGACAGUGGAGAGCAGCACGUGAUAUAGGAGAGAUAAGGUGACCUGCAACGUUAUGUCCCUGGAGUGAGUGACACCAAUCCACUAGGUUGCGGUUUGUGCUUUAGACCACCAGGACAUUUUUACAGCAAAUGGUCCUUGGUGUAGCGUUUGCUUUCACUGAAGGCUGAUGACCAAACAUGAAUGUGUAAAGCUUUGGAAGAAGAAACCAAUAGUCCCGUUUUUUUUUUUUAAAUCCCCAGAGAUAGACUACAUAUGAACUUGUAUAGUUUGUGUUUCAUACUGACUGACCUUGUGCCCCCAACUGACGAGUGUAUUAAAAAAAAAUGUUCGGACAAUGAUGCAUCAGCGAAGUGGUUCUUGCACACCUCUUCUACCAUGGUCAUAGUCCAGACUAUUCUGUAUCGAGGCACGCCUGUACUUGAAUUUAUUGCGUAUCGGAAUUUUUAAAGAAAUAUUUCAGAAUCAACUUAUGGUCUUAUUCACAAUGUAAAUACUUCCUAAUCUAUGGCAAAUAUACAGUAGUGAUGGCAAAUAUGUCAGUGUGUUAUGGUGUAUAUACUGUAAAUACUACCUGUACUUAUUAAAGUGUAUGACAUUUUGCUGUGUUUUCUUAAACUGGAUUGUGAAGUGAGUUUUACAUUGUGGAUGCCAAGUGAUACAAAGAAAAUAGAAAUAACAAAUAAACAGGAUCCCAUA
Molecule: messenger RNA, 3741 nt
Organism: Perca fluviatilis (European perch)
Lineage: Eukaryota; Metazoa; Chordata; Actinopteri; Perciformes; Percidae
Exons: 9
Coding region: 1-2739 (912 amino acids)
Molecular function (GO): protein binding
Source: RefSeq, a predicted model, not a curated record